AUUGACUGGCGUACAUUCUUCGAGUGGAUUUUCAUGUGAGUAAGGACGCGGAUCAUGGUCUCAUUCAUUGACCUCUCUCCCGUUCAUCAUUCCAACCAAACCCAUUUCCACCGAAGUAUGUGCCGCUUCGACAAUAUACUUGAAUGACCGUUCUCACCUUUCGGACCUUUUGCCAUACCGUUCAAGGCGAACCGUCAACUCACCAUAGCAGUCAAAAAAUUGAGCGACACGCGAUGGACAACAGCCUUGAAGGCGGGAGCACUGUGGGGUCAGAUAGAGUGUCCUACAGCAUGUCGCUGGGCGAGUAUUGUUAUAAGACACAGGAACUUACGCCCACCCAACGCGAGCUGGAGAUAGCACGCGUCUGCGAACCUUAUAGAAACAUUUCGCUCGCCGCAAUUGCAGAAACACUUCCGUCACAAGCGAUGCAUGACCCCCAGCAUGCUGUCGGUACCCUUCCAGAGGCAGCACCAUCUACCACAGAGUAUCAAGUCAGGAAUGUCAUUGCUCUAGGACUGCUGGCGGAGUACAGACUCGAUCUCGAAAAUUCUCAACUCAUCUCACCCGAGAAAGCUGCCUGGGAUCGCAUAAGGGAGGCAUUGACCGCAUCAAGGGAGAUUGAGCACGAUCUUUAACUACAACUACAUCGGGUCAACGUGGUGGUUGGCGAGGCGGAGGUAUCAAGAAGGAGGUAAAUGAAAAUCACGGGCCGUUCAGCUCCGGUGGCUUGCGUAUCGGAGCCUGCUCACGCCUUUUUGCGAUGGCCAGCUGUGCACUUGAACAGGAUUCGAGGAUUAUCGACAACGAAAGCUGCCCGACCACCUACAUAGUUCAGGUCUCGUCGUUCACACGAAGGAAUCGAAACCUUCUGUGAAAGUGAAGAA
Baudoinia panamericana UAMH 10762 is the source of this 884-nucleotide messenger RNA. RefSeq lists its product as uncharacterized. The transcript has a single exon. The record is from RefSeq and is a predicted model, not a curated record. Lineage: Eukaryota; Fungi; Ascomycota; Dothideomycetes; Mycosphaerellales; Teratosphaeriaceae. The coding region runs from base 144 to 635 and encodes 163 amino acids.